This is a messenger RNA of Hemiscyllium ocellatum (epaulette shark), 2746 nucleotides long. RefSeq lists its product as uncharacterized. Gene Ontology annotation, cellular component: cytoplasmic vesicle. NCBI's taxonomy places the organism in Eukaryota, Metazoa, Chordata, Chondrichthyes, Orectolobiformes, Hemiscylliidae. The transcript has 3 exons. The record is from RefSeq and is a predicted model, not a curated record. Gene Ontology annotation, molecular function: protein binding. Bases 1 to 1791 code for a protein of 596 amino acids.
AUGCUGCGGAGCCGUUUCUGUCGGACAGCGUUCCUCCUGGUCUCUGCCUCUCGCUCCCCCGCUCUCUCGGAGGAGUUACUCUUGCUGCUGCAGCCCCUCUCUGUGUUUACCUUUCAGCUGGACCCCCUCUUCGCCUACCACCACCAGCGGGGGAUGCCCAUUCUGCCCGAGCUACUCUGCCUGGCAACAGGCCGCCAGGGUGAGGCAGAGAGGGUAGGCCCGAGAGGGAAGACCCAGGCCCUGGGGGUGAAGGAGGGGAUAGUGCCCCCCCUGGGUGAUGGUCUAGGGUACACCUUCCAGCAGACCCUGGGCCACCUGAGGCAGUGGGGGGGCAGGGUGGCACACGCCCUGAUCAAUCCCCACCCCCUGCAUGCCCGCACCCUGGAGGAUAACCCCGGGACCGCCCAGGCUGCGCCAGGGACCAGGCCCGAUUGGUGGGACCACCUGAGACAGGGCUCCCAGGUUUACCUCACCCCCUCCCGGCACAGCUCCCUGUUCACCAGGGGCCUGACACCCAAGGCCAUGGGCACAGAAUGCAGCUCCGCGCUGGGGCAGGGCACCUCCGCGCUGGGGCAGCGCACCUCCGCACUGGGACCAGGCACCUCCACACUGAAGCAGGGGACCUCCAUGCUGGGACCAGACUCCUCCACACUGGAGCUAGGGACCUCCACACUGGGACCAGUUACUCCCACACUGGAGCAGGGGAUCUCUGCGCUGGGACCAGGCACCUCCACACUGGAGCAGGGGACCUCCGCGCUGGGACCAGUUACUCCCACACUGGAGCAUGGGACCUCCGCGCUGGGACCAGGCACCUCCACACUGGAGCAGGGGACCUCCGCGCUGGGACCAGUUACUCCCACACUGGAGCAUGGGACCUCCGCGCUGGGACCAGGCACCUCCACACUGGAGCAGGGGACCUCCACGCUGGGAGUAGGCACCUCCACACUGGAGGAAGGGACCUCCUCGCUGGGACCAGGGACCUCCACAUUGGAGCAGGAGACCUCCGCGCUGGGACCAGGGACCUCUGCGCUGGGACCAGGGACCUCUGCGCUGGGACCAGGGACCUCCGCACUGGAGCAGGGGACCUCCACACUGGGACCAGGCACCUCCACACUGGAGCAGGGGACCUCCACACUGGGACCAGGCACCUCCACACUGGAGCAGGGGACCUCCGCGCUGGGACCAGGCACUUCCCGCCUGACUCAGCUGUCCCACUCUGGGGGAAUCCUGUCAGAGCUACAGGCCACUGACCACAGAGGGGUCAAUGCCAACCGCCUCGAUUCCCCCAGCCCUGUACCCCACUGGAACACAGAGGAGCAGCAAGAUCCCACAGUGGGCAGUGCAGCAGUGUCAGACAGACUGCCCGGUGAUAGGGAUGGUCAGUCCGAACUCCGGGCACGGCGCCCCCUGUGGCUGGGCAGGCUCUUUGGAGCCAGGAUUCCCUCCAGUUACUCACCAAGUGAACAGACCCAGCAAGAGGCCAGUGCACUACCCCGGGCCCGGAUGCCCUCAGCCUGGUUGAGGGUGAACGUGCUGCGAGUGGGUGAGCUGCUGAAGGGGAGGGACUCCUCCCUGAGACUGACCGCGGUAAUGGGCCCAGCAACACAACCUGCCAAACCAGUCAGGAAGGUGCGGACGGUGUGUGAUCACACUGCUACAGCUGAAGGCCAGUUGAGUUUCCAGGAAGGCGCUAUCCUGGAGGUUGUGGGCUGUGUGGAUGAGGAUUGGAUCCGCUGUUGUCAUGGCAAUACCUCUGGCUUGGUACCCAUCGGCUACACCUCACUCAUUUAGAUCAACCUGGAACUCUCGUCUCCGCGGUAACACCGACUCCACAACAUCACUGGCAUCAGCUGGAUAGAGAAACGUCACACAGUCUAACCUCAGUCUGACCGUCCCCGAGAGCCAACUCCCUUCAUCAUCCCUGUGUCUGAAUGUAGCUGUGAACCCCAGGCCUUACCCCAGAGAGAGAGAGAGAGAGAGAGAGAAGGGGAAGGAGUCCCUCCCACCUGGUGGUGUACAGCCUCAUGUAGCUCUGUGUGUGUCUGUGUCUGUCUGUGUAUGUCUGUGUGUGUGUGUGUGUCUGUCUGUGGGUGUGUGUCUGUGUGUGGGGGUGUGUGUAUGUGGGUGUCUGUGUAUGGGUGUGGGUGUGUGUGUGUCUGUGUGUGGGUGUGUAUGUAUUUGUGUGUAUGGGUGUGUGUGUCUGUGUGUGUAUGUCUGUGUGUGGGUGUGUAUGUAUGUGUGUGUCUGUGUGUGGGUGUAUAUGUAUGUGUGUGUAUGGGUGUGUGUAUGCGUAUGGGUGUAUGUAUGGGUGUGUGUGUGUAUGGAUGUGUGUAUGUGUAUGUCUGUGUAUGGGUGUGUGGGUGGAUGUAUAGGUGUGUGUGUGGGGUUGGGUGUAUGUGGGUGUAUGGGGGUGUGUGUAUGUAUGGGUGUGCGUAUGUGUGGGUGUAUGUAUAGGUAUGUGUGUAGCUGUGUGUGGGGGUGGGUGUAUCUGUAUGUGUAUGUGUGUGUGUGUGUCUCUCUCUCUCUGUCCCUCCCUGCCCUGUGUGUAUGUGUGUGUGUGUGUGUGUGUGUCUCUCUCUCUCUCUCUGUCCCUCCCUGCCCUGUGUGUGUGUGUGUGUGUCUCUCUGUCCCUCCCUGCCCUGUGUGUGUGUGUGUGUGUGUGUGUCUCUCUGUCCCUCCCUGCCCUGUGUAUGUGUGUGUGUGUGUCUCUCUCUCUCUCUGUCCCUCCCUGCCCUAUGUGUGUGUG